This is a messenger RNA of Aureobasidium pullulans EXF-150, 1475 nucleotides long. RefSeq lists its product as uncharacterized. The transcript has a single exon. The record is from RefSeq and is a predicted model, not a curated record. NCBI's taxonomy places the organism in Eukaryota, Fungi, Ascomycota, Dothideomycetes, Dothideales, Saccotheciaceae. Bases 325 to 1008 code for a protein of 227 amino acids.
ACUCACGAAUCGCGCCGGCAUCGUGCACGCCUCUCCGGCUGACUUGACUUCGGUCAUAUGAUAGGAUCUGAAGGACUCUCAACGAUCCUUAUUCACACCAAUCAUUGGCGAUACAUAUGUACAUGAAAUUUAGCUGGCACUAUCCUACUGCGUUCCGUUCUUUCAAACUGAACCUUACCAACCUUACUCUCUAUCUUGCGGCGAGCUUCCAAAACACCACACAUCCAAGACAAUAUGCCAUAGGUCGUCCUCCUUUGACCCCGGAAGAACUCGAGAAGCGCAAGAAGGAGAGAAUCCAAAAGGCGAAUUGGCAUCGUCGAAAAUAUGCAACAGAUCCGGAGUUCCGCGCAAGAAUAUUGCAGCAAUCUAAACAAAAGUAUCCGCGAAAGGCAUCUGCGACAGAAACUAUUCAAAUGGCACACUGAUGCUGGGUUUCGUGAGAAGCAAUCACAGAUCAACGCCGAGCGGAGGUCGAGGUAUGAGCUGACGGAGGAGUCCGAAGCUCGAGACCUUCGGAUCGAACGAGCCAGGGAGUGCAGCAGCUCGAGGUACAAAAACGAUUCCAAAUAUCAAUGGACUAAACUUUUUCGGAUGCGUUUGCAGAGUCCACGAUUUCGAGAGGAGGUCCUUUGGAACGCACACGAGCCUGUGAUAUUUUCCCAAAAGAUGGACUACAGAUGCGCCACGUGCGGCAAGAAGAGAUACCGUGGACUAAAGCUGUGGUGGAGGAGAAAAAGACACGAGUCACACGACAAAGACGAAAUCAGGGGUGAAGGUGAGAGAGAAAUCGGUAAUCAGAGACAAGAAGGAGAUGGAGAAUUUGACUGCUUCAAUUGUUUCGUUGCGGAUUGCGCAGCAUUCACGCCGAUAUACUAUCCACCAGGCAUAAAACCAUUACCGGAGAGGACCUUCGAAGAAAAACCCAAGGAAAACUCUGAUAUGAAGAGCUCUAAAGUUCGAUCGGGGGACGAAAUGUCAACCGGAGACACAUCUAAAUCAACUACAUGAUACUGGUCCGUCAUCACAGAAAAAAGGAACUUCCACCAGCCAAAAGUGCUAUCAGCCCCAGAACCCCAAUCUUUAUGAACAGCGAACGCAUUCUAGCACUCCGAUCGUCACGGAGUAUAUCAGGAUGUAUUCCAGGUUGCACUAGUUCGCUGAUGCGAUAUUCAAAGAGACGAGAACGAACGCAACAGCUACUGGUAGCGACAUCACAGUCCCACUGCUUCAAGGGGAUGAGCGUGCCAAUUCCCUCCGUCAAGCCGCAUCUUCUGUCAAUCACGACACGGUAAUCCAUUUCUGAUUUCACUGCUCGAUCAGUGCUUCCUCGCUGGUCUAAUUAUCCUCAUCCCACCACAUCUCGUAAACCUUCCUUUCACAUCCGUUUGCUACAAUCGGUCCUGUAUUCCCAGCAUCUAUGAAGCUUGCAAGGGAGCUUUUAUCCAUAUUGGAGUAUUUCUCGAUCUUUUGCUCGU